This is a messenger RNA of Cynocephalus volans (Philippine flying lemur), 3375 nucleotides long. It is a transcript of the gene CEP126, whose product is annotated as centrosomal protein 126. Bases 1 to 3375 code for a protein of 1124 amino acids. NCBI's taxonomy places the organism in Eukaryota, Metazoa, Chordata, Mammalia, Dermoptera, Cynocephalidae. Gene Ontology annotation, biological process: cytoplasmic microtubule organization; non-motile cilium assembly; mitotic spindle organization. The transcript is spliced from 11 exons. The record is from RefSeq and is a predicted model, not a curated record. Gene Ontology annotation, cellular component: ciliary base; centrosome; midbody.
AUGCUGUCGGGGAGGCCCGGAGCCCGGAGCGCGGUCACGGGGCUGGGCAUUGAAUCCUCGGACGCCCACGGCAGAGCCCCCCUCAACCCUCGGGAGAGCGGCGGGCGUCACCGACCUGGCGCUUACCUAGAUAUGAAAAUCCAUCUAGAGAAAAAUUUAGAAGAAGAACGCCAAAUAUUACUGCAGCAACAAAAAAUAUGUCGAAAUCGAGCACGUAAAUAUUUUGUGGAGUCAAACCGGAGAAAAAAAGCCUUUGAAGAGAAACGAAAAGAACAAGAAGAAAGAGAACACCAAAUCAGAGAAAAAAUACUUCAACAAAGAAAACAGAAGUUUGAAGAAGUUACUGAAAAAUUCCAACGUGCCCAUAUUCCUCUUUCACAGCGGAGGAGAGCAGUUUUUCACAAACCAGUUCCUCCAUUGGAAGAGGCCCUUAAACAAAUUCAGGAAUCAAAUUUAAAACCAGAAGUAAACCUUCCCUUUUCCCACAGAUCAACAAUAAACUGGAGAGCUAUAAAUUCUGCCUUGCCUUCAGCAUUGUCAAAAAAUGAUCACGAGCAUCAGAAACAUCUUUUAUCCAAAAUCAAUUGUGGUAAAGAAAUGAAGGAAAACAGCAGGGCAAACAUGGCUGCUAACAAAAAUGUGUUUCAGCGUAAACUAGAGGAAACUCAGAAACUCCUAGAAGAUCAGCAUCUAAGCAGUUUGCAAAAAUUUUGUGAUGAAGUUAAUCAAAUAACCAAUUCUGAAACCCUCUCAAGUAUAGACAGUCUUGAGGCUGGAGAGCAUGAAGAAAUAUAUUUAACACUUAAUAUGGAGCCUUCCACAGUAAUCCAGCCGAAUUCCAUUUCCCUCAGAUCAGCAAAUCUGCAAUCAAUUAAUCUAAACUGCUUUGAUGAGCAUAAACUGUCAUUCUCUAAAACUCAACAUAUAAAUAAUUGGCUUACAAAUGUAGAUGAUCCAUUAACUCAGAUUGCCACACCUUCCUCAGAUAUUUUAAGUAAAUCUAGUGUUCUACCUUCAUGGGAACAUUUUAAUAAUAAAGAACAAAACUCAGCUACUUUGAGUAGAACUGUGGAAAGAACCACAAAUACUGCUAAUAAUUCAGUAGCCUUUGUGUAUAGUCCACCCAUAUUUGUACUAGAUAAAAAAAUGGAAAAGACCUCUGAAACUAGCAGUAAGAGGACAACUGACUCUUCUGGAGUAUUCAAAAGUGAGAAGCCAUUAGCUACUGAGAGCCCAACAUUUAAAUUCAGUAAAGCCCAGACCACUCCAGAUUCUCUAACCCAGGAAGUGGCUACAUUUUCAGACCAAGAGAAAUAUUCUGAAUUAACUCAAGAAAAUAGAACUACUUCAAUUCCUACUUCAUUUGUACCAGAGGCAACGCCUUUAGUUUUGCCAUCUAAUACACAAUCAGCUAGGCUUUUAGCAAAGAACAGUAUAGACAUAAAAGAAAUCAACCCAGUGCAGUGUUCUGAUAAAUUAGACGAAUUGAAAGGUGUUAAAGGUGAAAAGAUAAAAUAUUUUAAUUGUAAUAAGGAAGACUUGCCUUUAUUUCCAGACAAAUUUCAAACUGCUUAUAUACCUCACAAUCCUGAUUUAAAAGAUAAAAAACAAAAAAUAGCUGAAACAUCAACAUUAUUGUCUAAGGUAAUUUCUGAUCAUGACUUAGUUGGCCAGCAUAUGAAAAUGAAGUACAACAUUCAUGACAGAAAUAAUGUGAGGUUUCUUAAAAGUAUUUUAAAGAAAGAAUCUAAAUAUGAACAUGAUUAUCUUAAGGCACUAAUUGUAAAUCAAGACUUUACAUUUGGAAAUCAAAAAGCAGCAGCUAUCAGAGAUAGUAUUGAAUUAACAAAGGAAAAAGAAAAAGGUGCAGAAAUCCCAAAGACUAUUAAAAAAUUGAGGUGGUUUGAUGAAACUGGCAAUAGAGAAAACAAUGCUGAAGACAAUCAUUUACUAAAGAAUAGAACAGGAACACCUCAACAGUGGUCUCAACAAUUCCACAUGAAAAGUGGUUCUGGCAGCAACAUAAUUAGUGUCCCGUCUUGUGUUGUAAAUGCUGCUGAUAGAAAAAAAUCUAAGGUUGAUUCUGUCUCUGAAAAUGUUGCUGCUUUUGAUGGAUUUGGAACAGACCACGUGCCUUUGAACUGUUUUAUGCCUUCGGGUUAUGACUUUGCUAACCAAGCCUGGCCAGCCUCAAAAAAAGAGGAAAGUAAAAUCCUCGUACAUAACAAUGAUUCUAAAACUCAGAAAGGUAAUCCUCAAAGAGGUGGAGCAAAAGUAAUUAGAAGAACAAGAUCUGCAAAAGUCCAAUCAGGCUUUAUAUAUACGAACAGAAAAGGCAGUGUCAUUCAACCACAGUCUGCAAGCAAAGCCAACACAUUCAUGCAAGCUCAGGGUAAACUAAUCAUACCUCAUCCUCCUAAAUCUACAUCAAAUAUUAGAAGUGGUAAACAUAUACAAGUGUCUCAGUGUCAAUCAGUAAUGCCUGAAAAUUCUCAAAACAUUGUUACACAUAACUGUUGUAAUUCAAAACAUGUGCUUCCGACAGAACACAAUUUGAAUCAGUGGAAUCAAGAAAGUAAUCAUCCAAUCUCAGAGGCUUGCUCUGACCUAGUCACUGUGAUACCAUCUCUGCCAUCUUAUUGUUCUUCUGAGUGCCAUACUUUAGCAAAAAUAAAUCAUUCAAAUGGCACUCAAAUGGCUGCCCAGCAAGGUGGGGCAUUAUAUUGCACCCAAAGAAGUCCUGUUUGUGAAGAAAGUUAUCAGUCUGUGACUCUUAGAACUACUGAAGAAGACUCAGUUCCCUUGAGGAAAAGAGGGGAUAGUAUCCUGUGUCAAAAUGAGAGGGUUACUGAUUUUACUAUUAUGAGAAGAAAACGAAUUAUUGAAAAGAAGCAAAGUCUUUUAGAGCAGAAAAGACAAAACCCUGGAUCUGUAGGACAGAAGUACAAUGAGGAAAUGAAUAAUUUUGGGCAAAGUGUCCAGCUAAGUUCAAGUGAGCCAAAACAAACUACGAGGGGUACUUCUAAUAUGGAAGAAGUUUCAGAUAGUACUUCUGAGUUUUUGAUGGCUGAAAACCUAGUGAAAGCUUCCAUGCCUGAGGAUGAAAUCCUCUCUGUCAUGAACAGCAAGCACUUACAGACACCAAGUCUGGCUUUAAAUAAGACCCAGCAAUUCAACAUCUGUGCACUAUCAGCUGAAGAACAGAAGAUCCUACAAUCUCUUGAUCAUCUCAAUAAAAGGUUACAGUAUAUACAAGAAACCUUUAGCAAAAAUCCAUCCAUCAAAAAUACUUUACAAGUAAUACCACUUCUGAACAGACAGCCAAAGGCCAGUCUAUCUCCUAAUGUUGGAUCCAGAUUGCAAAGAAAAUACUGA